Messenger RNA from Rhinichthys klamathensis goyatoka, 988 nucleotides. It is a transcript of the gene pnp5a, whose product is annotated as purine nucleoside phosphorylase 5a. The coding region runs from base 34 to 915 and encodes 293 amino acids. Gene Ontology annotation, cellular component: cytoplasm. The transcript has 6 exons. The record is from RefSeq and is a predicted model, not a curated record. Lineage: Eukaryota; Metazoa; Chordata; Actinopteri; Cypriniformes; Leuciscidae. Gene Ontology annotation, molecular function: purine-nucleoside phosphorylase activity. Gene Ontology annotation, biological process: nucleoside metabolic process.
UAUUGACUGUCGAUCUGACCAGCGAUUUUAAAAAUGUUUCCUGAGAGCAGCACUGGGUACAGCUUUGAGGACUGCCAGGCCACGGCGGACUGGCUCCUGUCCCAGACGGCAGUGUGUCCUCUGGUGGGCAUCGUGUGUGGCUCCGGGAUGGGCGGACUGGCUGAUGCGUUGAAAGACCCGGUGGCCUUCAACUACAAAGACAUCCCCAACUUCCCCCAAAGCACAGUGCACGGUCACGCGGGUCGACUGGUGUUCGGCACUCUGAAGGGAAUACCAUGUGUCUGCAUGCAGGGAAGGUUUCAUCUCUAUGAGGGAUAUGCCAUCCAAAAGAUUACGAUGCCUAUGCGGAUCUUCAAAAUCCUGGGAGUGAAGACCGUGAUUCUGACCAACGCUGCCGGCGGUCUGAACCAGGAAUAUAAAGUAGGAGACAUCAUGAUCAUCAAAGAUCAUCUCAACAUGCCUGGAUUUGCUGGAAACAACCCACUGGCGGGACCCAACGACGAGAGGUUUGGCUUACGUUUCCCCUGCAUGUCUGACGCAUAUGAUCGAGAACUCCAGCAGCUGGCGCUGGACGUGGGUUCAGAGCUCGGUUUCGGGGAUUUCCUGCGAGAGGGCGUUUACUGCGUUCUAGGAGGACCUUCGUUUGAGACGAUCGCGGAGUGUCGCAUGUUGAACAAGCUGGGAGCCGAUGCUGUCGGCAUGAGCACUGUUCACGAGGUGAUCGUGGCCCGGCACUGUGGCAUGCGCGUCUUCGCUCUGUCUCUGAUAACUAAUAAAGCGGUUAUGGACUACGACAGCGAGGAAAAGGCCAAUCACGAGGAAGUUCUGCAGACGGGCAAAAUGCGAGCGGAGAAGCUGGAGAGACUCGUGUCCACCUUAGUCACCCGUCUAGAACACAACAACAAUUACGCCUGAGACUGUUCUCGGAUCAGACCCAACGUCAGUCACAGACCAAAGAACGCCGAUUCAUCUGUGAACAAACACACCG